CACUCCUCCUGGAACCCUAGGACUAGAUGGCAUAGCCACCAUUUCUGGACACAAUCCGCCCGCCGCCGCCGCCAGCGCCAUGCCGCCGUUCCGGCGCUGGGCGGAUCUGCCGCCGGAUCUCCUCUGCCGCAUCGGGGACAGCCUCGACCUCAAGUGCUACGCCAGCGCGCGCGGGGCCUGCACGGCGUGGCGAUGCGCGCUCUCGCCGCCCUCCCCCUCGCUCCUCGUCGUCCUCGACGACGCCCGCUGCUGCCCCUCCGCCGCCUCGCUCCCCACGCACCGCUCCUUCGAGCUCAAGGCCAUCCUCUCGGGGGGCCGCUGCGUCGGCUCCAGCAACGGCUGGCUCGCGCUCUCCGUCUGCCUCUACGGCGGCCAGAGCAUGUUCAGCCUCUUCAACCCCAUCACCGCCGCCGAGAUCAUCCUGCCGCCGCUCAUCUACGAGAGCCGCUGGGUCUCCAAGCUCGUCUUCGCGCCCAACCCCGCCAGGGACGACUUCGCCGCCGCCGCCAUCUGCGACAUCGACAGGCUCGCCUACGUCACCGCCGGGGCCAGGCGCUGGGCCAUCCUCGACCCCGUCCGCCUCACCGCCGGGGAUCAGCUCGCCGACGUCGUCUACCACGAUAAAGGUAGGGUCUACUGCCUCACCCGCUACGGGGACGUCCACGUGCUCCGCCUGCCGGAGCGCCGCCGCCGGAAGCCCAUCAUGGUCGAAGAUCCCGCCGCCGGCCCCUCAUCGGGACCAUCGAUACCGUUACUCUCCUACUCCUCCACCGCGGACCGUGCCGCGCUUCGUUUCCAGGGGAGGCGGACCCAAACCCAGCAGCAGCGCAACAUGCGCAUGAUCUGCUACGAGCAUCGACGAUGGAGAGAGCAGCAUCCAAUCGCGAUCCCGCCGGCCACAAUGAAGGGCACCUACUGCACCGAUCUCUUCAUGCCUCUUCGGAGAGUUCCUCCUGGAUCUGUUGGGCCAGACCUAAAUGCGCCGGCCACGGUCGAGCCCUUCCUGCCUGACGGCAACCUUCCGUUCGACCCUGCCACCAGUUUUGCCCCGCCAUACAACACAGUCUCUGUUUUCACCAGUGCCAAGAACCUGGUCUUUUGCGACGGCAAUAUGUACCAGAUCUGGAGGAACGCGAGCUGCACGGUUACUCUGCAGCUGCCCGGAGGCGGCCAUCGCCGCGUAGCAGAGAAUGAGGUGCUGGUUCUGAGGUAUUAUCCGCGUCGCCAGCCAUGCUGGGAUGCUGUGCAAGAUUUGGGGGGCUAUUCUGUUUUCGUUGGGAGGAACAACGCGGUGUCCAUGUAUGCCGAAGGUGUUCUCGGGCUCAAGGGUAACUGUGUCUACUGGAUCGGCGGGAGGGGCAGGGAUCAGGGCAUGGUCUUUGACAUGGCAACUGGGAGGUCUACACCUUGCCUUCCUGCAGCUGGUGUCGUACCGGGUGCUCCGCAGAGCACAAUCUGCUGGUACUUUCUCAGUGACAUGGUGAAUAACUGCAACAAUAAUGAAGGCAGGAGAGUUUAUCAGACCCGGGCAAGAGUCCGGGCCGAUCGUGAACAAGAUAUGGAAACGGAAGAGUGAUGAUGCGUCGCCAAGCUGCUUGGCGACAUAGUGAGCUCCACCAGCCAUGCUGGGCUGGUGGAAGUUAUUUGCCUGAGCAGCAAGAGCCUGAUCUCAAGAUGCCAAGAGAUCUGGCACUGUAAUUGCUUCAUUUAGCCAAUAGUUUGUUCUCAUUUACAGAUUCCCUAAAAUAAUUUGCUUCAGUCUGUUGUUGGUGUGUCGUCCAUAUCAUCUUUAUAUGUUGUUUUUUAUGUCAUGUAAUGGAAUAAUUGUUGUUGUAAGCUUAUGUCCAUCAUAUUAUGAUGGAAUAAGGAAGAGGAUAUUCAAAUAUUCGUGAGUUUGAAUUGUUAUUUAAUCGCUGUAUCA
Messenger RNA from Lolium rigidum, 1921 nucleotides. RefSeq lists its product as uncharacterized. NCBI's taxonomy places the organism in Eukaryota, Viridiplantae, Streptophyta, Magnoliopsida, Poales, Poaceae. The record is from RefSeq and is a predicted model, not a curated record. Gene Ontology annotation, molecular function: protein binding. The transcript has a single exon. The coding region runs from base 80 to 1576 and encodes 498 amino acids.